CUUUACAUAUUUCUAUCUUUGUGUUCUUUUUCACUCUCAUCUAUGUCAAAUAAUCUUUGUCCAACUGGAAAGUCAUAACCUCGGUUUGUUUCUUAAAAGUGGUGUUAGGAAAAGUAAUGUAGUUAUUUAAAUAAGUUGAGAGAUGAUAGCUAGAAUCAGAGUCUUAUUCCUUAAAUCAGUAGCCGUAUUACUGGGUUUCUUCUUCACUUUACUUCUCCAAGUUUGCUUUUCAUGAUGCAAAUUGAAAAGAAAAAACCCUCUAGACCAAUGUGGUCAUAUGCCAUUCGUGAUGCUCUUGCAUGUGUAGGAGUCAGUGGGUGGAAGAAAGCUUUCAAGUGCGAGAACCUGAUAAUGCAAUUUCAAGCUCAACUAAAUAUCCAAAAGAAUAGGAGGCGUGUUAUUAUUGUGCAAUCACGUGCAGAUAUUGCUCAACUGCUCGAAAUCGACAAGUUAGAGAGUGCUUUUUCUAGGGUGGAUCAGCUAUGUAAAGACACAUGUUUAUUGACUGCAUAUGAUCUAAUUGAUAAUUUCUGUGAAUGCCUCAUCACCAACAUGUCCUUCAUUAGCAAAUGCAGUUCUGUACACAACUUGCCUAUAAAUGUUGUUGUGGCAAUUGCAAGUCUCACAUAUGCUUCUUCAAGAUGUGGUGAAUUGUCACUUUUGCAUCUGAUAAGAAACUUGUUCAGAGAGAGAUAUGGAAGGGAAUUUGACAUUACAAAUGUGGAACUAUUUGCUGGCAACUAUGUGGACUUGCCGUUGAGGAAAAACCUGAGCAACUAUAGUGUACUAGAAGAUGAGAAACUCAUGUUAUUAAAUGAAAUAGCUCAUGAAAACUUCAACCAACAACUUGAGAGACUAUGAUGCGAACCCUUUUCUUACAAACCGUAGGAGCGAUACUUUGAGGGUGCUAUUGCUAAUUAGCAUCUGAAACAGAACUAUUUCACUGAGGUCAGAAUCAAAGUUGUAGCUUGUAUAUACUGUAGAAAAUUUCCAUCUAUUUUGAACAUUUCAUUAUGUUUUAAUUUAUUUCCAACAUCUCUUAAUUAGAUCCUA
Molecule: messenger RNA, 1053 nt
Organism: Glycine soja
Lineage: Eukaryota; Viridiplantae; Streptophyta; Magnoliopsida; Fabales; Fabaceae
Exons: 4
Coding region: 232-861 (209 amino acids)
Biological process (GO): protein transport
Source: RefSeq, a predicted model, not a curated record